UUUGUGAUGUGAGAGUGUUUGGAUUUGUUCUUUAUCUCUUAAAGAUUUUACACAAACGAAAUCUGAAAUGGGGGUUGGGCUAAGAGGGGUAUUUUUGUCAUUUGCCAUAACGACAUUGUUUUCAUCAUCAUUUGCUCAAACUUGUUCUACCUAUGCCUUUGCAAGCAACAAGGUUUUCAGUGCCUGCAAUGACCUCCCAGUUUUAAACUCUUUUCUCCAUUAUACAUACAACCCAUCUUCCAAAACACUCAGAAUCGCAUAUCGCCACACCAACAUUGGUUCUUCACGAUGGAUCGCAUGGGCAAUCAAUCCAACUUCUCAAGGCAUGAUUGGCUCACAAGCACUUGUGGCCUUCCAGCAAUCCGAUGGGAAGAUGAGGGCGUACACGGCGCCUGUUACAGGCUACACCACGCAGUUGCAGGAAGGCGACCUGAGUUUCCCGGUUUCUGACUUAUCUGCCACUUAUUCCAACAAUGAGAUGAUUAUUUUUGCUACUUUGAGUCUGCAAAAUGCGAGCACGAACCUGAAUCAAGUUUGGCAAGAUGGUCAGCUUUCAGGAAGUUCUCCUGUGGCCCAUGCUACCACUGGUAAUAAUGUUAAAUCUAUGGCAUCAUUAAAUGUUCUUUCAGGAGAGUCUGGGAGUGCUCUAGCAGCCGGAAGCAGUUCAAAAAACAAGAAAAGAAAUAUUCAUGGAGUACUUAAUGCAAUCAGCUGGGGUAUUAUGAUGCCUCUAGGGGCUAUACUGGCAAGAUAUGUAAGAGUGUUUCAAUCAGCCGACCCUGCUUGGUUUUACCUUCAUGUUACUUGCCAAACCGCUGGAUACAUCAUCGGAGUUGCCGGCUGGGCCACCGGAAUCCGGCUAGGAAGCCAAUCUCCGGGAAUCCAGUUCACCUCCCACAGAGUCAUCGGCAUCAUCCUUUUCUGUUUGGCCACCCUCCAGGUGAUUGCUUUGCUUGUGAGGCCAAAGAAGGAUCACAAAUACAGAAUAUAUUGGAAUAUAUAUCAUCAUUCACUUGGAUACAGCAUUAUUGUUCUUGGAAUCAUCAAUAUAUUCAAAGGCUUUGACAUUUUGAACCCAGAGAAGAAAUGGAAGAGAGGGUAUACAGGAAUUAUCAUAGGGGUAGCCAUUGUAGCGCUGGUUUUGGAAGCUUACACAUGGUUUGUGGUUUGGAGGAGGAAGAAGGCUGAAAAAGCACAGAAGAUGAGUAAUGGUAGCAAUGGGCAUAACGGAUAUGGAGGGGUUACUAAUGGGAGGGUUUGAGACAUGUCACUCAAAUUGGUUUGAUGAUUUUGUUUUUUUUUUAAUAUUUUUAUUCUUAUAUUUUUCUUUUCUCGCAUAUACAUUUGGUGAUUGGUAUAUAAUACAUCAUUUUAGGCUUAUUGUUGAAUAGUAUUGUAUCGAUCAAACAUACAUAGAGAUGGAGUUUAGGGUUGUAUGCAUUUGGUUCUAAUGCUUAAGUAUAUACUAG
Lactuca virosa is the source of this 1469-nucleotide messenger RNA. Lineage: Eukaryota; Viridiplantae; Streptophyta; Magnoliopsida; Asterales; Asteraceae. The record is from the annotation of a GenBank genome assembly.